Oikopleura dioica is the source of this 648-nucleotide messenger RNA. Lineage: Eukaryota; Metazoa; Chordata; Appendicularia; Copelata; Oikopleuridae. The record is from the annotation of a GenBank genome assembly.
AUGGGCAAAGAUGAGGAUGAAAAUUUUAAGCAAAAAUAUGAAGCAAUGAAGAAGCUAAACGAGCAACAACGAAAUCGAUUGGAAAAUUUGGAGAAGAACCUUUUAAAAGCGACUGAUCUUCAAAAUCAAAUCGAGCAGCAGCGAAAUAACAUGAAUCAGACGACCCGUUCCGUAGCUGAGGAUGAGAUGAGUCUGGUCGAGUCAGAAAUUGCUGCGCAAAGGGAAAUGCUAAAAGAAGCGGAUACCACCCUCAACAGCAUUUUGAACAAAAUGGAAGACGAUGUUGUCGACGUUUCCGAACGUGAUCCGGACAUUCGCGAGCUUCGAAAGUUCUUGAGCGAGCAAAACCGUCAGACAAAAGAAAAGCUUCAAGAGUCGCAAGCCGAAGUUGACAAAAUAGAACGCGAAAAGCGAGAUCUUGAGAAACAAUUCAAAAAGUACAAAGAGGAGGCAGAAAAUCAAAUGGCCAGAAUGAGAUCGCAGCAGCAGAGCUUGAGGAAAAUGGAGAGUCCGAAGAAAGUUGAUAAGCGUACUGAUGAGGCGCUCAGAAAUGAACAAGUGAGAAUGGCGCUGGAAGAGAAAAUGGCAGAGAUGUGGCAGCCUGAAGCUAGGGUUUUAGAUAAACAAAUGUGGAAGGCCCUUUUUUGA